AUGCCCACAGUCACCCUCCACCCUCCCACCGCCCCGCCCUCCACCCCCGAGAACCCGCUCCCGCCCCUCCUCCACACGCCCAGCGGCCUCGCCCUCCUUGAAGUCCAAGGCACCAUCCAUUUCCCCCCGCCCGCACCCUCCGCCACGUCGACACGCGUCGGCAAGCUCGUGUUCCCGACGUACAACCCCGAUAUCCACGGCGCCGACGACACCAAGUGGAUGAAGCGCGUGUACCUGUACGUGGGCGACAACCAGCGCAUGGUCGGGGAGUGCAAGAAACUGGGCAAGCCGUUUGCGGUGGUGCGACGGCGGGGCGGGGACGAGGACGCGGAGGGGGAUGUGGAGAUGCAGGGUGAGGCGGGAGAGGAGGAGUUGCAGAUUGUUGAGGUGGUGAGGCAUAAGAUUGUGUUUUCUGGGCGGCCAGAGCCGGUGGGUGGGGGUACGGAGGAGACGUGA
This is a messenger RNA of Boeremia exigua, 456 nucleotides long. Its product is annotated as chromosome transmission fidelity protein 8. Gene Ontology annotation, biological process: mitotic sister chromatid cohesion. Bases 1 to 456 code for a protein of 151 amino acids. Gene Ontology annotation, cellular component: Ctf18 RFC-like complex. The record is from RefSeq and is a predicted model, not a curated record. Lineage: Eukaryota; Fungi; Ascomycota; Dothideomycetes; Pleosporales; Didymellaceae. The transcript has a single exon.